AUGACAUUGCAGGACAUUGCUACUCUAACCUCAUCGAUGAGUUUGCCCAAAGGAAAGCACGACAACUCCUAUGGGCCGGGGGGACGGUACCGGCCAGACCAGGCGCUCGGCAACACCGGACUGCGGGGCCAGUGGAUUUAUCAACUCGACAUGCCGGGAGCCUACGUCAACAAGGAGCCAGACUACCGCAUCAUGUGUCAUCAGUGGUACCUGAACGAGCCUGACGCUUCCUUGUGGACUGCUGGGCUAACCCCCUGCCCCUGCCACAGCUCUCAAGCUGCUGAAGAUGCCAGCUUCACAGUGGAGGUUCUUCCUGAGGAGAUGGCAGCGAGGGUGCAGGCGCUUCGGAGCCUGCAGACUGAGGGGUUCGUCUUCCAGUCCAUGCUGCCCAAUAAGUACAAUGCGGGCCGGAGGUGCACCUUCAGUUCCCAGGGUUACCUGCUCAGAGGGAGCAGUGAUCGCUUCUUUAUUAACAGCCCAGCCUUCCCCUGGGUUGAGGAGCACAUCAACAAGGAUCUGCUGCCCUUCGACUGGUGCUGCAUUAAAUCAUCCCAGUGCCACAUGUACUACACAAAGCGACCACAAGAAAACUGUGAUCAUUAUACACCCGGAGGGAUGGGCCUGGUCUAUGGGACCCUGCAUGUGAAGACCUUUGACGGGACUGACUACGUUUUUAAAGGACUGGGCGAAUUUGUCCUUCUCAGACUGUCGUCAAGCCAAGGAUCCAACGUCUUCACCCUGCAGGGGCAGACGGACGCUGUGGUGACUGACGGAAGGCAUUCAAACGUGACAGCUUUUGUACGACUAGCGGCUUUUUAUCAGGGAACAAGCAAAGUAGAGUGGAGACCAUCUGACAGCAAGGAGGAGCUGAGAGUGCUGGUGGAUGAUGAAGCAAUAGAUUUAAAUUCUGGAGCCAGCUAUAUGAAUCAGGACGGGUUUGCCCUGAGCUGCCCCCAGCCCAGGCAGUGCAGCCUUGUUUACUACUCAGGCUUGCAGGUGCAGGUGGAGAUGGGCAUCAGUGGAUACCUCAUGGCCCUGAUUAAAACACCGCAGUGCUUCUACAACAAGACUGUGGGCCUGCUGGGCAUGUGGAACAGCAACCAUGCAGACGACUUCCUCUACUCCAAUGGGAAACGCUUAGCUUCUGAAGAGGGGAAGCUCCCCUCUGAAGAGGAGCUGCAGGACUUCGGCCUCUCCUGGUCUGUUCCCUCUCCCGAGAGCCUUCUUCACUCAGACCAGCCGACGAGGACAUUCCGCCCUGCCUUCACUGCGGAGCUGCUGGCUUCAGUGAGCACAGAGCGGCUGCAGGGAGUUAGUGAGACCUGCAGUGGGAGCGAGCAGUGCGUCCAUGACACUCUAGCCACCAACAGCGUGGCUAUGGGUUUGCAGACUGCACAGUACAGCCACAGAUUCCAAAAACUCACCGUCAUAUUUGGUAGACGACCAUUAUGGGAGCUGAAGCUGACCAUCCAGCAUGUUUACUCGGAGCACCUGCAAUCUGUACCUUCAUCUGGAGCACCUUCCCUGCACGUAUAG
Polyodon spathula (Mississippi paddlefish) is the source of this 1536-nucleotide messenger RNA. Its product is annotated as mucin-4-like. The record is from RefSeq and is a predicted model, not a curated record. NCBI's taxonomy places the organism in Eukaryota, Metazoa, Chordata, Actinopteri, Acipenseriformes, Polyodontidae. The transcript has 8 exons. The coding region runs from base 1 to 1536 and encodes 511 amino acids.